UGGAACAGCGCGCUCAGUUGGUGAGGACGUGUUCGCGGAGCUCCUAACUAAGCCACUCUUGAGUCACGCACAGAGUGUUUCUGGCCCGAAGAGCACGAGAAGUAUAAACAAACAAAAGCGGCUCUCCCAGUGGCGGCUAUGAAAAUGAUCGGCAGCGACUACGUACUGGAAGCCCACAACAUUUUCCACACCACCGAGGUGGAUGGUGGUGGCUGUUUCAAUGGAGCCGGCAAUUCGGCCCUGGUGCUCAAAGGUGUCAAUCUGACCGUGCACAGCGGCGAGGUUAUGGCCAUUCUGGGCUCGAAGGGUAGCGGCAAGAGGGCUCUCUUAGAUGUUAUUUCCAGACGUGCCGAUGGAGCCACUCGUGGUCAGGUGCUGCUCAAUGGAUCGCCGCUAUCCAAGGCAUUGUUUCAACAGAGAUGUGGCUAUGUCACCCAGUCCUGCACCUUUGUUCCUGGUCUCACGGUGGCCCAGACACUGCACUACACCCCCACCAUUUUGAGUGGCUAUCUAAAGAGUUCCAAAGUGCGUCAGGUUCUGGCCGACUUGGCCCUUUCCCAAGUGGCGCACAAGAGAGUGGAGUACCUUAACAUCAGUGAGGCGCGUCGUCUGGCCAUUGGAAUUCAGUUGGUCAGAGAUCCUGUUAUGCUAUUGCUGGAUGAGCCCACCCAUGGCCUGGAUCCCUUGAGUGCCUAUCUGCUCAUAUCCAUUUUGUCCAACACGGCCAAGAAGACGGGUUGCGGAAUCCUUCUGUCGCUGGAGAAGCCUCGCUCCGAUGUGUUCCCAUUCCUGGAUAGGGCCCUGUUCCUCUGCCUGGGCGGAGUGGUUUACUCAGGAGGCACUCGUGCCAUGCUGGAGUACUUCCAUGGCAUUGGAUUCCCUUGUCCCCAGCUGGAGAACCCCCUCAUGUACUAUCUCUGCCUGUCCACUGUGGAUCGUCGCAGUCGCGAUCGUUUCCUGGAGUCGAGCCAGCAGAUCGAGGCACUGGUGGAACGAUUCUCCAGGGAAACUCCCAUCUCGGAUGCCCCGCUGAACAACAUGGGAUCUGGCAAAGUGCCGCUGGCGUAUGGCAAGCCUGGGGAGCUCAAAGUUUGGGUUAUGUUGUACCUAAAACUACUGGCUUCGACCUUUUCCUGUGGACUCGUUGGUAUGAAGACGCUUUUUCUGCGCCUUUUGCUACUUCCUGUGGCCUUAAGCAUCCUAUGGGCAUUUUACACAGAUGUCGGGGAUGAUGCUCAUGGAUUUUUUACCAAAAACGGCAUGAUCCUUAAUAUUUUGGGGCUGUCGUACGGCUGUGGAGUGCUGACUACCAUAUCUCUAUUUCCCAUUUGGCGCAAGAAGUUUUCGCAGGACACUCCAGAGGGUCUCUACUCGGGCACCACUCUGCUGAUUGCCUACAACUCCGUAUCCAUACCAUUCUCAGCCGUAUCUGCCGUAAUAGCCAGUUGUGUUGUGUAUCCUCUUCUGCUGGAUGUAAAGUACAACAAUGGCACUAUCUUUGCCUACUUGCUGGUGGCCCUUUGGUCCAGUUUUGUGCUGGCUGAACAGCUGACGAUCGCUUUUCUUUUGGUGGUCAAGGUUCCCUUCAACGCAGCCAUUGCGGUGACCUAUGUGCUCGUCAUCAGUAUUGCACUGGCCAGUGGAACUGUGCGCUCCUUCAAGGGACUUCAACCUUGGCUGCAGGACAACACGAAGGGCACCCACACGCGUUACGCAUCCUCUUUGCUGCACAGCAUCGCCUUCCAGUCGAGGAAACUCAACUGCACUCCCACCGCCUCCGUGAUCUGUCCCAAGCCAGCGGAUUUCAUGCACGAGCGACUGGGAUUGCCGGAUCCCGAUGAAACCAUCGAUGUGGCUGCCUCCUGCGCUUUUGCUGUGGGAUUGGCCGCCUUCAACAUGCUGGUUUACCUAUUUCCCAUGCCGCGAUGUGUUCGCCAGAAGUUCAAGGACUAAGGAGCUUCGAUUUUGCAGUGCAGAUAUCAUGUUUCCGAGUUUUC
Molecule: messenger RNA, 1997 nt
Organism: Drosophila teissieri
Lineage: Eukaryota; Metazoa; Arthropoda; Insecta; Diptera; Drosophilidae
Product: ATP-binding cassette sub-family G member 5
Exons: 12
Coding region: 139-1953 (604 amino acids)
Cellular component (GO): plasma membrane
Molecular function (GO): ATP hydrolysis activity; ATP binding
Source: RefSeq, a predicted model, not a curated record